AUGUCAUUUUCUGGAAUUUACCUCAAAGACAGGCAGCAGGGCGCCGUUAGACGCCGUGCAGAGCACUCAUCUUCCAUUCUGCAGAGAGGGUUGACUCCAACCAUUGCCGGCAUUCCCGCGCCAUCGAUGGUGCUCGCCACUCGUACUGCCUACACCCACACCGUGACGCCGGCUCCUGGCAGGGCCGGUCCAUAUGCAGCGGCCCCCACUGUCGUGACUCGUCUCGUCAUUGUCCCUGGAAAAGAGGAGGAUGAUAAACAGCAGAGCGAGAAGACGCAGGAGGAAGACGACAAGACGCAGCAGAAAGACGACAAGACGCAGCAGAAAGACGACAAGAAGCAGCAGGAAGAUGAUAGUGAGCAGCAGGAAGAUGAUAGUGAGCAGCAGGAAGACGACAAGGAGCAGCAAGACGAGAAGGAAAAGGAGCAAGAGCAAGGCAAGGAGGGGCAGCAGCAGGAGAAGGAAGAGAAAGAUGAUCAGACCUCCUCUUCCCCUCCAGUCACUCUGUCCUCCAAUGAAGGCAAGAUCGUAAUUGCAGCCCCUCCUGAGGGUAAUCCCGCCAAUACCACGACCACGACCACGACCACGACCACUACUACUGCCACCAUCACCACCACAACCCCGACUCUAACGACGACGACAACGACGUCUACGGAUUCGACAAGCGUGUCUGUCAGCCCCACAUCGACCAACACCACCACAACUCCGACUCUCACGACGACGACAACGACGUCUACGGAUUCGACAAGCGUGUCUGUCAGCCCCACAUCGACCAACACCACCACAACUCCGACUCUCACGACGACGACAACGACGUCUACGGAUUUGACAAGCGUGUCUGUCAGCCCCACAUCGACCAACACCACCAUAACUCCGACUCUCACGACGACGACAACGACGUCCACGGAUUUGACAAGCGUGUCCGUCAGUCCCACAUCGACCAACACCACCAUUACUCCGACUCUCACGACGACGACAACGACGUCUACGGAUUUGACAAGCGUGACCGUCAGCCCGACUUCGGUAUCCCCCACCUCGACGAACACUAUCACCUCCACCUCGACGGGCACUACCACCGUCAGCCCGACCUCGGUGUCUCCGACCUCGACGGGCACUACCACCGUCAGCCCGACCUCGGUGUCUCCGACCUCGACGGGCACUACCACCGUCAGCCCGACCUCGGUGUCUCCGACCUCGACGGGCACUACCACCGUCAGUCCGACCUCGGUGUCUCCCACCUCAGUGCCUCCCACCUCGGUGUCUCCCACCUCAGUGCCUCCCACCUCAGUGCCUCCCACCUCAGUGCCUCCCACCUCGGUGUCUCCCACCUCAGUGCCUCCCACCUCAGUGCCUCCCACCUCGGUGUCUCCCACCUCAGUGCCUCCCACCUCAGUGCCUCCCACCCAGACGGAAACUCCUACGUCUGCUUCCACGGCGCUCUCGUCCUCGGCGACCGAACCAUCAUCUGCUACUACUGUUCCUGUCACGACUGUCACUGUCGAGCCAUCGUCGUCUUCCGCUGUCCCAGUGACAACCGUGACCAUCGCUCCGUCUUUGACACCGACUUCAGAUGUUGUCGUCCCAACAACUACGCUUGUGAUUAUCCCCUCGUCGUCCUCAACUGAGACUCAACCGAUUCUGACCCAGACUACCAACUCGGUCACAGUCAUCAGUGGAACGAUCUUUACCAUCGGCCCCGGUGGCACUAACGUUCCUGGUACUAACGGUGGCCCUAACGGUGGCUCUAACGGAGAUGGCCUGACAGGUCCUAAUUCUUCAAAGUCAGGCUUGAGUUCUGGAGCCGCCGCAGGAGUUGUCGUUGGCUGUUUGGCGGCGCUGGCUUUGAUUGCUGGUGUGUUCUUUAUUAUGUUCAAGCGCCAGUCGCGUCGUCUGCAAAACCCUAACAGUCGCUUCGUGUCCCGAUCUGCUGCUGCAGCUGGUGCAGCAGGCGCUGGGGGUGAUCUUGGACAUUUGUACGGCUCACGACAACCCGAGGGCUCUGGUUCGCAUGGCUCCUACGGUUCCGUGCGCAACUUGCCCGGAGGAGCUCCUGUUGCGGGUCAUAUUGUUGUGGCGCCUGAGAUGAUGGAGCAUCCUGCCAACCGCUCCAACCUCAACUUGCAUUCUGGACCAAUGGCCUUUGGCACUAGUGCAGCCCUGGGUGCCUCGUCCGGCCUGGCGGGUGUCCAUGCUCAUGAUGGAUACCACGAAUCGAGCUCAGAUGGACGAGAGAUCUCGUCCAGUUACGGCGCCAGCGGUGGAAGCGGCCCUGGAGACGCGACUGGAAGUGCAGGUGGCGGCGGAAGCGGAUCUGGUUUGAACCCUUUCGGCACAGCAACAGCGCCCUCUGGAGGAUCUGGCUCGCCUCAAAGCCAGAAGGGCAGCAUUCACUAUAUCUAA
This is a messenger RNA of Gamsiella multidivaricata, 2400 nucleotides long. RefSeq lists its product as uncharacterized. The transcript has a single exon. Bases 1 to 2400 code for a protein of 799 amino acids. Lineage: Eukaryota; Fungi; Mortierellomycota; Mortierellomycetes; Mortierellales; Mortierellaceae. The record is from RefSeq and is a predicted model, not a curated record.